Dentiscutata heterogama is the source of this 161-nucleotide messenger RNA. The record is from the annotation of a GenBank genome assembly. Lineage: Eukaryota; Fungi; Glomeromycota; Glomeromycetes; Diversisporales; Gigasporaceae.
AUGGGUAGACUAAGUAAGCGUCGAUUACAUUCUAAAAAAGCUGCACAAAAAAGUCUUGAAAGUAGACGUAAAUCUAGAAUUUAUAAGCAAUAUUUUUCUAAAGUAGAUGAACAACAACUAAACUCAACCUGCGAAAUGAUUGAAAAAUUAUAUUAUAAUAA